Molecule: messenger RNA, 1149 nt
Organism: Clavispora lusitaniae ATCC 42720
Lineage: Eukaryota; Fungi; Ascomycota; Pichiomycetes; Serinales; Metschnikowiaceae
Source: RefSeq, a predicted model, not a curated record
AUGCAAUCACCCAUUUCGCUGCGAAAUCCACCACAGAGGGCAAAAACCGCAUCUCAAGUCAGUACGGCUGGCCUGCCCCGUUCAGCUAAUACAGUCUCUUCUGUUCUUCGAGCCAAGAAUUCCUCAUCCCUAAACACCCUAAACACCCUGAAAUCCCGCCGGAAAUUGGCCCACCAGAAAUCCAAACUUGAUCUCAUAGAUGAUACCACAUUGACGUCACUACCGUUUCCUCCGCCGCCACCCCGGGCAAAACUUAAUCGCAGCAAUUCUACCAUUAGUGAUUUCCCCAGUUCCUCCAAUUUUUUGUUGGAACCUCCACUUAUACCAGUACGAACGUCCAAUUCGGCCUUCGAGAGCCUAGAUUGCUCUACGUUUCUGAGUUCUACAUUCACCGUGACGGAAGAUCCAGAUGAAUGCUCCGAUGAGACAGAUGAUCCUAUUGUCUUGGUGGAAGAUUAUCUUUCGGAUGCCGUUGCCGAACGUGAAAAUACCCGCCGCUUGAUGCGCAAAGAAUCCCUUGCAACAUUCAAGCAAAAAUAUUACAAUAGCAGACUGCCGGAUCUGAGUUGUACGGAUUUUCAUCUGGUCAAACGAUCUCUAUCGGAUCAAGAAGCUGCCAACGCAGGCCAUCUUGCAGAGGACUUAGAGGCCAUUUUUGGAAAGCUCCCAGGCACAGACAAACUAAAACACUGUGUUUUCUGCGACAAACCGCUAUACGAAAUCAGCUCCAUAAUCAGCAAUUCCGACAUUGACCCGCAACCAAAGGGUAGGCCUGCUCCACGCGAAACCUAUACGGAGUUUGUAUGCUGGGACUGUAUCCACAUCUACGAACAGUUUGUGAGUGAGUUGCAUGAAAUCGAAACUCUUCUGGUCAGUAAUACAAAGCCACAGCCCACGGAGGACAUUGUUGAGAUCUUCAAGAGCCUAAGAGACUCCUGUGGCGCUAGUGCAGAAUUGAGACCGCCUAAGAAGCAAUCUAGGCGGGCAUUUUCAAAUGACUUACUUGGCCGUUUGCAUUAUUUGAGCUCUGUGUCGCAACGGCCGGCGGAAGCUUCGUGGCUCGAAAGUUUGGCUGCAAAACUAAGAUGGAACAAAAACAUCGAAUGCAUUUCCCGGACCUGUCCCAUGGGACAAGCGUCCGGAAGGUAA